AUGUCGCGUUCCCUACCCAAGGUUUCCAAAGCCAUUGUAGUCCAAAAAGCAACGAACCCUGCGAACCCCAAAUUCAUAAAUGAUGCAGCUCUCAUCGAAUACCCCCUCCCGGAGCGCUUGGAGCCUGGACAAGUGCUGGUAAAGAUAAACGCAGUCGCGUUUAACCACAAAGAUGUUUGGAUUAGAAAGGGGCUCUACCCCGGGAUCACGCCAGGGAGCUUCUAUGGAGGCGAUGGUGCAGGAGAGGUAAUUGCCUCUGGUAACCCCAAUGACCCGCUCGUUGGGAAACGAGUUAUCAUGACUCCCAGCCGAGGCUGGUGGUCUGAUCCCAUUGCACCAGAAGACCCGAAGUUCUAUCCUCUUGGUGGGGCUGUGACGAAGCUAGGAGGAACCUUCUCCGAAUACAUCGUACUCGAACGACAGCACCUCAUCCCCACACCGAAACACCUCGACGACAUUCACGCAGCAGCAUGGCCCCUCGGUGGUGUGACAGCAUGGAGAGCAACCAUGGUCAACGCCCAGGUUAAAGCAGGACAGAACGUCCUCAUCACCGGUAUCGGAGGCGGAGUAGCCCUCAUCGCUCUCCAGCUCGCAGUAGCAGCUGGAGCCUCUGUCUACGUCACCAGCGGUAAUCCCGAGAAAAUCCAGAAGGCAAUCUCGCUCGGUGCGAAGGGCGGAGUGAACUAUAAAGAUAAGAACUGGCCAGCAAAGCUUCGAGAGUUAAUUCAGAAGCAGAAGAAGGGCGCUCUGCUUGAUUCUGUCAUUGAUUCCGGGGGAGCCGACAUCCUCACACAAGUGACGAAGGUCAAACUUCUCAAGCCGGGUGGAAAGGUUGUGUGUUACGGAAUGACGGCGGGGCCCACGAUCACAAUGACAAUGCGAGAGGUCCUUCAGAACCAACAACUCAUCGGCUCCACAAUGGGCUCGCACAAAGACCUCGAAGACGCCACCGCUUUCCUCGAGAAGCACCAAAUCGUUCCUAUCGUCUCACACGUCCUCGAUGGAUUCGAAUUGGCAGAGCAGGGAUUCGACCUUAUCAACCGAGGAGACCAGUUUGGCAAAGUGGUCAUCAAAGUUCGACAUGACUCGCAGCCAAGGGCUAAACUAUGA
Molecule: messenger RNA, 1110 nt
Organism: Coprinopsis cinerea okayama7#130
Lineage: Eukaryota; Fungi; Basidiomycota; Agaricomycetes; Agaricales; Psathyrellaceae
Exons: 8
Coding region: 1-1110 (369 amino acids)
Molecular function (GO): oxidoreductase activity
Source: RefSeq, a predicted model, not a curated record